AUGCCCACUCUGCAGAUUCUUCACUGGUUUGUGCAGAUCUGCUUGGCCCUUAAGUACAUCCAUGAGAGAAACAUUCUUCAUAGAGACAUCAAGCCUCAUUUCAGUGCCACAACACGUCAUAUCAAAUUUGCUGCAAGCUUAGAGGGCUCCCCCCCAUCUGUCUCUGCUCAUUACUCUAGUGAUCUGGAAUCACUUAUCAGAGAGCUACUGAGUGUGAAUCCUGAAGACAGACCUUCAGUGGAUGAAAUACUGGCAAAACCGUUCCUGUUAAAUAUAGUUCGGAAAAACCAAAGGGUUCCCGAGGAGGUAGAAAGCAAGCUCCGUGAAAGUGCUGAGAGUUUAAUCCCACUCUAUAAUGAUCAUUUUGAGGAUCUUGAGUCACUCGUGAGAAAGUGGAAGGAGCUAACUGACAAUCUGGAAACCUUUCAUCGAGGUGCUACUAUUGGCAGUCUUUCAGGAGGAGUAAUGGGAGCAGUAGGAGGUAUCAUGACUAUUGUGGGUGCUGCCUUAGCCCCCGUCACCCUUGGUGCCUCUCUGAUUGUGACAGGAGUGGGCAUCGGAUUGGCAGCAGCUGGUGGACUGACUGGCGCUGCCUCAAACAUUACAAAUAUGGCCAAACAAAAAACAUUGCUGUCAAGUAUAGAUGAAAUACAGAAUGAAAUUAAAGAAAAGAGUGAGCCCAUUGUCAAAUGUCUGGGAGAAUUAAAGAAGUACCUCAAAAAAGUUCGGAGGUUUGGAACUUUUGCACAGACACAAGCUCAAGAAAGUCCCAUACUUGACAAUGUUCUUGUUGGAGCCAGAGUAGGGAGAAAUGCAGCUUGGAUGGGACAUUUGGCUGAAUUAGCAAGCAUUGCCAGUAUUGCUGGUGAGGCUGUGAGGGCAGUUCAAGCAGCAACAAUAGUGACAGGAGCAAUCUUUCUCCUGCUUGAUGCCAUUUUCAUUUUUAGAGAUGCCAGGGAAAUCCAUGAAAUGAAUAACAAGAAAGAUGCCAGAGAUGAUGAGAUAAAAUCAAACAUACUAAAGGCCAUUAAUGAGAUGAGGAAGGCACAAGAAGAAUAUGACACCUUCUUAAAACGGUUCAAAGAGGCAAAGGAGCACCUGGAGAAAUAUCUGCUGUGUCAAUAA
Messenger RNA from Chanos chanos (milkfish), 1125 nucleotides. RefSeq names its product apolipoprotein L1-like. Gene Ontology annotation, cellular component: extracellular region; membrane. The coding region runs from base 1 to 1125 and encodes 374 amino acids. The record is from RefSeq and is a predicted model, not a curated record. Lineage: Eukaryota; Metazoa; Chordata; Actinopteri; Gonorynchiformes; Chanidae. The transcript has 3 exons. Gene Ontology annotation, biological process: lipid transport; lipoprotein metabolic process. Gene Ontology annotation, molecular function: lipid binding.